Messenger RNA from Cicer arietinum (chickpea), 1518 nucleotides. RefSeq lists its product as uncharacterized. Lineage: Eukaryota; Viridiplantae; Streptophyta; Magnoliopsida; Fabales; Fabaceae. Gene Ontology annotation, biological process: shoot system development; root development. The record is from RefSeq and is a predicted model, not a curated record.
UGUACUAUAUACUUCAUUUAUAAUACAACAAAAGUGAUUCUAUUUUCAUAAGUUAAUUUUAUACCUGCAUUAAUUGCAUUGAUGGAAAAAACUUGCAAUGCAUGCGUGUGUUAAAUGAAAAAUAUUAAGCACUUAGUUGUAAUGUUCCUGUGUAAGAGACAUUGCAUUAAACAUCACUGAGAUUUUUCAUAGAUCUGAAUCUAAAUCAGUUAGCCUUUAUGGAUUUUUGUUACUAUUUUGAUUCCUUAUGUCUCUUCAACUCAUAAUAUAUAUUGAACUAAUCUGAAAUCUCAAUGGAAAUAAGAUAGAUCCAAAUUCAAAAGAGCUUUUCUUGUCUUCUGUGUUAAAAUUUAAUGGCAAACACUUUUUUUAAUCCAACUUCACAUCACCAACCUCGGUCGAAAAGCUUGCCAUCUAAACCACACCCUCUCAUUCUUCAAUGCAAUCAACACUUGGCAAGUUUAGAGCCUUUAGAUGUAAUCAACUCUUCAUCAUUGUUUGGUGGAAAAUUAGCCGAUCUUCAAACCUUGCAUGAUUGUGUUGAAAAAUUGGUAUUGUUACCUCUUACUCAACAAGUCCUUGUUCAAGCGCGUCAAGAGAAAUGGAUCGAUGAUCUUUUAGAUGGAUCGCUAAGGCUGCUAGAUGUGUGUUCUGUUGCAAAGGAUGCUUUAAUUCAUACUAAGGAAUGCGCGCGCGAACUUCAAUCAAUUAUGAGAAGAAAAAGAGGAGGUGAAAUGGAAAUAACUGCUGAGGUAAGGAAAUUUUUGGCUUCUAGGAAGGUAGUAAAGAAAGCAAUUUCCAAAGCAUUGGAGAAUUUGAAGACAAAUGUGAAGAAAGGUAAAGGAAAAUUAUCACCUAGUAGCAAUAAGGAACAUGAAACAGUGACUUUGGUUAGUUUGUUAAGAGAUGUUGAAGUGGUAACUCUUUCCAUGAUGGAGUCAUUGCUGAUCUUUAUCUCUGGACCGGCACAAUCAAAACCGAGUAACUACUGGUCUUUGGUUUCAAAGCUUAUGAUGCAGAACAAAAAGGUUUCUUGCACACAAGAAGGUGAUAACAACGAGUUUUCCAAUGUUGAUGCUGCAUUGCAAUCUUUUGUGUUUCAUGUGACAAGAAAAUCGGACAAUGUCAAUCAUUUGCAGAACCAGUUGGAAAAUUUGGAGUCUGUUGUUCAUGACUUUGUGGAAGCACUUGAAGCUCUUUUUAAAAGAUUUAUUAAGAUUAGAGUUUCCCUUCUCAAUAUCCUUAAUCACUAGUUGUACAAAUUUGCAUGAAUGCUUUUGUAAUUAUGUCAUCAUGCUAAUGAGUUUGGCUUCUAGUGUUUUAGCUUUAUGAGAUAAUCAUUGUCCAUAUUUUCUCUUAUUGUUUAUUUCUUCUGUUAUUCUGUUUCCUUGCAACUAUGACUUGGAAUACUUUUUGCACUUUUAUGCAUAUUCCAUUUCAUAUUGAAAACCUUUUUUUGGCUGUAAAAUUUAUCUUUCCAAUUUAUGUGUUGAAAACAUACCACUGUAUGUACUAAUA